AUGAGUGACCUAUCAGCAGAAUCAUUAAAGAACCAUCUACUUAAACUAGAGUGCCAUUUUACAUGGACUGUGGAAGUGGAAGCAGUGGCUGAUAUUAACAAUAUAGAAGACAGACUUCAUGAUCAAAUUGAAUAUUUACCUUCUACACCCAGACAUAGGCUUCAUAAUAUAUUGUCUUAUACAAGUUAUUUGAAAGGAGACAAUGAAGAAGCAAUCAGACAGCUUCAGAAAGCUGAAGAGCAUCUGCAAGGAACACAGUCUGCUGAUGUGGAUAUCAAAAGAGCUGUGAUCUACAGUAAUUAUGCCUGGCUGUUCUACCAUUCAAACCAGUUCAGCAAAGCUCAGUCUUAUUUAGAAAAAGUGGAAGCCAUUUACAAGAAGUUUGAAUCGUCUUCAGAACAUAAAAUUCUUUUCACUGAGAUAUAUGGAGAACAGGCCUGGGCUCUGUUAACACUCUAUGGGAAAUUCCCUGAAAGAGCUAGGAAGUGUUUUGAGAAAGCGCUAGUGCUAGAUCCAGACAAUCCUGAGCUCAAUUCAGGAUAUGCCACAGUCAUGUAUCGCUUAGAAUGUGAACAUAACAGACUUUACAGAACCAGUCAAUAUAAAUCUUUAGACUUGCUGAAACAUGCUGUGGAAUUAAAUAAAAAUGACACUGUGGUUAAAGCUUAUCUUGCGCUGAGAUAUCAACGUUUGGGUCAAGCUGAAGAAGGAGAAAAGAUUAUGGAGGAGGCUCUUAGACAAACUCCAGACUCACCAUAUUUACUUCGAUAUGCUGCCAAAUUUUACAGAAGUGAAGGAAAGAUUGAUUAUGCUAUUCUUAUUUUGAAAAAAGCCCAAAAACAAACUCCCAACUCAAGUUCUCUUCACCACCAUAUUGGGCUUUGUUACAAAAUGAAGAUGGAAAAUGUCCUAAAUGCUGCAAAGUCAUGGCGUCAGCCUAACGACACGGAUACAAAUGACUUAAGGGAAACAAUUUCUUCUGCUAUCUUUCAUUUUGAAAAAGCUAUUGAAUUGGAAGAAAAUUUUUUUAAUGCAUAUACUGAUUUGGCUUUUAUGUACGCUAAAAGAAACCAGUUUGAAAAAGCUGAAGAUAUGUAUCAGAAAGCGCUAAACCUGGGAAAUAUAACAUGUGAAGAGAAACAAGAGAUUCACUUUAGUUAUGCUCUUUUUAAGCAACAGGUUAAAUCCAAAUCUGAAGCCAUAAGGCAUUACAAGGAGGUAUUACUGAUCCCAAAUAAAACAAAGUUCAGAUCUUAUUCCAAGAAUAAUUUGAAACAAUUGGCUGAACAAAACAUAAGAAAUUACCCAUCAGAUGCAGUUGGAUUUGGACUAUUAGGGUUCAUUUAUCAGCAGGAAGGAGAAAUUGACCAAGCAACUUAUAGCUAUAAGCAAGCGCUGGAACUGGAUCCAGAUAACAAGGAUUAUAAGAGUGCUUUACGUUGCAUCAGACUCAAUUUGAGCACAAACUGAAGAUAAAAACAUAAUUUCAGUACUCUUACAAGCUUCUUCCAUGCCAUGUGCAGUUGUUUGAAUGUACCAUCAACAGCACAAUGUUUUAUUUAGUAAUCAAUAGGGAUGCACCAAAUCCACUACAUCCCGAAUCCUUUUUCAAAGAUUUGGUUGAACACCGAACCAAACCCUAAUUUGCAUAUGUAAAUUAGGGAAAUGGGGGGGGAAGAGAGUAAAAAAAGAGUAAAAAUGUUUUACUACCUUUUUGUUGUGACGAAAAUUCAUGUGAUUUUCUGAAUUCAGAUUUUGUUCCGGACAGGCACUUCGAUUGGCAGAAUCCCAAUCUUGGUGAAAAAUGCCGAAUCCUGUGGAUUUAGUGCAUCCUUAUUAAUCAAGAUAUGUAGAAAGUUAGCCACCACACUUUUUAGUUCUAUUUAGUAGCAGUAUGAUGUGGUAACACAAAUUCAGCAAUAUGAUAAAAGAACAAACAUAUUACUCUAGGUCUACUAACCCAUAGCAACAAACCUUAGGGUUCGUUUAUAGCAGGUAGCCAGUAAAUGCUAAGUGGUUGCUAUAGGUUACGGAACCUGGAGUUUUCCGGAUAAUGGAUCUUUCCAUAAUUUGGAUCUUCAUUC
Xenopus laevis (African clawed frog) is the source of this 2084-nucleotide messenger RNA. RefSeq names its product interferon-induced protein with tetratricopeptide repeats 5. The record is from RefSeq and is a predicted model, not a curated record. The transcript has 2 exons. Lineage: Eukaryota; Metazoa; Chordata; Amphibia; Anura; Pipidae. The coding region runs from base 1 to 1470 and encodes 489 amino acids.